Molecule: messenger RNA, 147 nt
Organism: Funneliformis geosporum
Lineage: Eukaryota; Fungi; Glomeromycota; Glomeromycetes; Glomerales; Glomeraceae
Source: the annotation of a GenBank genome assembly
GUAACUUACAUUAUCGAUGUCGGCAAAGGGUCCAAGGAAUGGGGGUUUCAACAUAAGGGAAGAUACAUAGCAAUUUCUAUCGCCAGAAAAAGCAGACCCUUACGAACUUUAACUGCAUUCACGAGUAGUACAAUUGAAGCAUUAUAG